Molecule: messenger RNA, 1249 nt
Organism: Eucalyptus grandis
Lineage: Eukaryota; Viridiplantae; Streptophyta; Magnoliopsida; Myrtales; Myrtaceae
Product: peroxidase P7-like
Exons: 3
Coding region: 65-1042 (325 amino acids)
Biological process (GO): response to oxidative stress; hydrogen peroxide catabolic process
Molecular function (GO): heme binding; peroxidase activity
Source: RefSeq, a predicted model, not a curated record
AUCAACUUUUGCAAGUGCAAUCUGUCAUAUCAAUUCCCAUUUGUUUCCUCGAUUGGAGCCUAGGAUGGAAUCGAAAGGCGGGAAUCGUUUUCUCGCAGUUCUCUUGUUGAGCAUCACGACCACAGCUCUCUCUUUUCCUAAUCACCACACUGGCCUCACACCUUACUACUACAACUACGCUUGUCCUCAAGCUUUGCCGACCAUCAGGCAAGUCGUCAAGGCAGCGGUGAAGAAAGAGAGACGCAUGGGUGCUUCGUUACUGCGUCUGCACUUCCAUGACUGCUUCGUUAAUGGCUGUGAUGCUUCGGUACUUCUAGAUCCGACGCCCACCAUCGAUACCGAAAAGCUCGCCGGCGCAAACAACAAUUCUGCUAGAGGUUUCGAAGUGAUCGAUCAGAUCAAGGAGGAGGUCGACAAAGUUUGUGGCCGUGCGGUGGUCUCUUGCGCAGAUAUUUUGGCAGUUGCUGCUCGUGACUCCGUCGUUUUGCUGGGAGGGCCAUGGUGGAACGUAAGGCUUGGAAGAAGAGACUCGACCACCGCGAGCAGGACGACCGCCAACACGGACCUGCCGGCCCCGUUCAUGGACCUAAGCACACUAACUAGCUCGUUCCAAAAACAAGGCCUAGACGCCAAAGACCUGGUCGUUCUAUCUGGGGGACACACGCUUGGGUUUGCGCAAUGCUUUACCUUCAAGGAUCGGGCCCAUAACGAUUCGGACAUCCACCCUAAAUUCGCAAAGAAGCUCCAAUCCAUUUGCCCACGCGCCCAAUCCGAAAGCGACUCGAACCUCGCUAAGUUGGACCCGACGUCGACGCGCUUCGACACGUUGUACUACAAGAACUUGUUGAAGCAAAAGGGUCUCCUUCGAUCAGAUCAAGCACUCUUCGGUAGUGGCAACACCGAUGAGUUAGUGAGGACGUACAGCGACGACGCCACUGCAUUUUGGAAAGAUUUCGCGAAAUCGAUGGUCAAGAUGGGGAAUAUAAAGCCGUUAACCGGAAAUCUUGGUCAGGUUCGCAAUAAUUGUAGAAGGGUGAAUUAAAGUAUACGGAUCCAUAUAUAUGAUCCUAGUGUUCAUGCUCCUUAAGAAGUGUGAUUAUUUUGUGCGGAGUGCUAUGAAUUUUUUUUUUUUUUUUUUUUUUUUUGUUCUGAAAAGUGUUUGUCAUGGCUUUAGCUUCAAGCAAUGUCAAGAAGCUAUUGACCUCAACAGAAGCAACUUGUUGCAAUAGCAAAAUACGCAUAUUCCUUU